Messenger RNA from Electrophorus electricus (electric eel), 7724 nucleotides. It is a transcript of the gene dag1, whose product is annotated as dystroglycan 1. Gene Ontology annotation, cellular component: sarcolemma; dystrophin-associated glycoprotein complex; basement membrane. Gene Ontology annotation, molecular function: laminin binding; calcium ion binding. The record is from RefSeq and is a predicted model, not a curated record. Gene Ontology annotation, biological process: axon guidance; morphogenesis of an epithelium; muscle attachment. Lineage: Eukaryota; Metazoa; Chordata; Actinopteri; Gymnotiformes; Gymnotidae.
CCUUGCUGGCGGAGGAGCUGAGAAGGUGAAGGACGUGCUGUAAGCAGGUUAUAAUACAUAAGAAAAAGCUACGGUGCGUUGCGAGCGGGGGACAGCGUUCGCCGCCGCGCUCUGCGGAGGCAUAAGUACGUCAUGUGAUCGCCCUUGUUUGUAGGCUUUUAGUUUAGUCCCCCCCCUUUUCCUUUACUUUGAUUUUCUUCGUCAUUAAGAGGCAAAGAAGGACUUAUAAUCAAACACCGUGUCACGAAGUGCUCCUGAAUUUUAAAUUGUGGAUUUGUUUUUAGCGGUCUCUGUGAAAGUGCUGAAAAAAAAAACUCAAGGAAGUCGUCUAGAUCACGGGCUUGCAAGCAAAGGGAGUUUGUAACGAAGAAAGGCGUAUUUUUGAAGGCUGAUUCAAGAAUACCGGGGUCACGGGACAGUCAGCACGUUUUUAUUCGUCGCUGUUUUUUUUUCACAGAUUACACACUGAAGGGAUUUUAUCAAGUUUCGGAGCGGUAUUGGGAACUCGCACUGUUCAGUUUCCUCUUAUAUCCCACGUAUGCCGAGAUGGAGUCAAGAUUUGCUUGUUAAGCUCUGGGACGCGAUGCACCCAUUCUCCGCAAUGCCAUAUGUGCGCCCAUAUACCACAGUAGAAGCCUCCGUAACGACAUCUCUCAGACGGAGACUCCCGGAGAUGAUCUGCACUGUCGUGCUCGGUGCCCAGGCCCCUUGAGUUGUUGUCAGACCGACCGAGCUUCUCCAGUCAAGAGUGCUCUGCUUUUGGCCACCCCAUAUCCCCUCAUCUUUAAGUGUCAUCAUGGCAAUUAAUAGAAAGACCGGUGGCGCUUCAGGCGAAGGUUGAGGGCUGUGGAAGUUGGGGUACCUGCAAGCCAACCCAAAAGCCGGGCUUCUCUGCCCGGGCGCUGAGAUCCGUUACAGGGCUGCGGCCACCUGGGCGGGACGGGGCCUGUCCUGCAACACCUUCACAGAGCCAUCAAUCACCGAUGCAUUCCACUCCAUGGAGGGAGACACUCGCCCUCGUGCUCACCAAAUUAGGCAGCGCGGUGACAGCCACUGACCCAAGCAAGUGUCUCAGAGGCAACCCCUGACAAUGGGAUUUCAGAACUACUGAAGACACUCUGACAAAAGACAAGGGAAGAGGGCAAACCGUGAGAACAAAAGGGAGCGGAUUGUGGGUUGAACCGCAGGGGCACUUCUCAAAAGAGGAUCAGUUCUUCUGGGCUCGCCGGGGGGGCGUGCAUGCUGCCCCCUCCACUGGACAUCCUCCUUUGUGCCAGCGCGAGAACACAAAAGCAAGUAUGCACAAUAAAGCAAGCAAACGCAGCGUGGCCGUACCACGGGCCAAGACUGCCAUGCUGCUCCUGCUGAUGGCGGUGCUGCUAGUCGGGACCCAAGCCUCCUGGCCACAGGGGCCCGUGGAUGUGCUGGGGGACCUCGGCCAGCUGGAAGCAUCCAUGCACUCAGCCGUGCUGUCUGACCUCCAAAAGGCAGAAGUUGCCGCGGCGGCCCCGCCCUCUGGCUUUCUGGACUCCUCAGCCGUGGUGGGGAGGGUGUUCCAGAUGCACGUUCCCACGAAGGCCAAGGACAGCAGAGCGGUAAAGAUUACAGAAUCGGGCAAAGAUACGCUACCAGUAUGGCUGCACUGGGACCCAGAAAGCAGCACCCUUCAAGGACUUCCAUUGGAGGUAGACAAGGGUGUCCACUACAUAUCUGUUACAAUUAGUAACGUAACUGGUGUGUCCCAGAUCCCUGAUGUAUUCUCCAUUGAGGUUCAUCCAGAAGAGCAUGCUGACACUGACCCCAUUCAAUUAGCAGUCCAGUCAACCGAUGGUGAUUCUCAGCCUUUUGUCUGUGGCAAUGAAGAGCCUGUUACUGUGCUCACUGUAAUUUUGGAUGCAGACCUCUACAAGAUGAGCUCCAAGCAGAGAGUGGAGCUUUUGGCCAAAAUGAAAAAAUUCUCAGGGGUUGGGCUCCAGCACAUGAAGAUUUUGCCUGUUGUCAACAAUCGCUUGUUUGAUAUGUCAGCUUUUAUGGCUGGACCAGGAAAUGCUAAAAAAGUUGUGGAAAAUGGUGCUCUUUUGUCCUGGAAACUGGGCUGUGCCCUAGAUCAAAGCAACAUUCCCAACAUCAGCAGUGUUCAAAUUCCAGCAAAGGAAGGGACAAUGUCGGCGCAGUUAGGAUUCCCAGUUGUUGGAUGGCACAUAGCUAACAAGAAACCUCAUGUGCCUAAAAGGGUGCGAAGGCAGCUUAACAAUACCCCUACACCUGUGCCCUCUCUGCUUCCUCCAUCAACAUACCCUGAGCCACCCAUCCGUAUUGUACCCACACCAACAUCUCCAUCAAUUGGUCCAACUUCUGACAGUUCUGCCCCACCUGUGUGGGGUCCAGUACCACUGCCUGUGAAACCCACUAUUCGUACCAGAGAUCCAACUGCCCACACUCCCACAAUAGGCCCACCUCAGCCCACAAGAGUUAUAGAUACUACCAGCACUAUUGCUAUCCAGCCCACCACAACCAGGCCAGUUUAUGUUGGUCCUUCUGUAACUCCAGCAACACCAACCACCAGGAAACCAACAAAGAAGCCCAAGAAACCCAAGACCACCCCACUGAUGAGGGAGCCUAAGUCCACCACACCCACACCUAUAAUACCCAAAAGUAGCACUCCGUCAGUUGUUCCACCUGAUGUCAAUGUGAAACCAGAGCUACGCAACCCAAUUGAUCAGGUAAAGGCAUACAUUGGCACAUACUUUGAGGUGAAGAUUCCAUCGGACACAUUCUUUGACAAAGAAGAUGGUACAACAGACAAGUUGAGGCUAACCUUGAGGAAGAAGAAUGAUCCUGUUGGGGAAGACUCCUGGAUUCAGUUUAAUAGCACUAGUCAGUUGCUUUAUGGAUUGCCAGAUUGGCCGCAUGAGGGUACACAUGAGUACUUCAUGCAAGCUACUGACAAAGGUGGUCUCUACACCACUGAUGCCCUUGAAGUUUGUGUCAGUCGCUUUGGAAAUAAUGUGAAGCCACCAGUCCUGUUUGCUGCUCGAUUCCAAGGUGAACCACGUUCAGUUACCAAUGAUAUCCACAAGAAGAUCCUUCUCAUCAAGAAACUGGCCUAUUCAUUUGGUGAUCGGAACUCUAGUUCAAUUACACUGAAAAACAUCAGUAAGGGAUCCAUUGUAGUUGAGUGGACGAACAACAGUCUCCAGCAGUUUCCCUGUCCCAAGGAGCAGAUUGAAGCAAUGAGUCAAAGGAUCUCUGAUGGUGAAGGCAGACCAUCACCAUUAUUUAACAAUGCCAUGGAGCCAGACUUCAGAGCCAUAAAUAUUACCAUCAAAGGUACAGGAAGCUGUCGCAACUAUAUGUUUGUUCCACUAGAUGACAUUCCCGACCCAUCUUCUCCUGCUGUUACUCCUGCUGUGGGAGCAGGACGACAGAGCACCGAUGAUGUUUAUCUUCACACAGUCAUACCAGCUGUGGUUGUUGCUGCAAUUCUAUUAAUUGCAGGCAUCAUUGCCAUGAUUUGUUAUCGUAAGAAGCGCAAGGGGAAGCUUACCAUUGAAGACCAGGCUACUUUCAUCAAGAAAGGAGUACCCAUAAUUUUCGCUGAUGAACUUGAUGACUCUAAGCCUCCUCCAUCAUCCAGUAUGCCCCUUAUCCUUCAAGAAGAAAAACCUCCUCUUCCCCCACCUGAAUAUCCCAAUAUGGCCAGUCCAGAGACAACCCCCCUAAACAGGGACCUUUUGGGAGAGUACACAGGCAUACAGGAUGAGGACCCUAAUGCCCCUCCUUACCAGCCUCCACCACCCUUCUCUGCUCCCAUGGAGGGUAAAGGGUCUCGCCCCAAGAACAUGACCCCAUACAGAUCCCCACCCCCAUAUGUGCCACCCUAAUGUUUGUUGAUCCCUCCGUAUGUGGAGGACAGGGAACUUGCGGUUCCAAAUCCAGUGUUGUCUCUUUGCAUUUUGGAUGUUGGAGGGGCACUGCAAUUGGGUACAUUGGGUUGCAAGAGUUGGGAUGAUCUUGUUAAAAACUGUACUUUUGGGGGGAGGUGGGAGGGUUUGGGUGGGGGGGAGGUGACCUAGGUAGUCUGCAAAGGACAGCAAGAACAACCUCAGCCUCUGACUACUCUGGCUACUGCUGAACAGUUGGGAGAUCCAUACUCCAGUCCUAGUGCUUUUGUGUCUAGAUGGGCUUUUUGUUGUUGUGUGUUUGUUUUUUUUUAACCCUUGUUUGUAAUUUUUUUUUUUUUUUUUUAACUGACUUCAAAAUCAAUUUACUUGCCUAACAGCAUUCUUUUUAUCUUCUGAACUUUUUUGUUUGUAUGCUUGGGGUUUUUUUUUGUUUGUUUGUUUGUUUUUUUGUUUUUUUUAAUAAUACAUAAAGAGAAGAAGUCAGCUGACUGCAGAUGCAAGUGCUUCAUAGAGACAUUCUAUGAAUAAGGAAAAAAACAUGACCUAGUAUGACUCAAAGAGCUGUGCAGUCAACCGGGCUGUUUUAAAAAAGGUUUGCCUUUUAACAUUAAUUAUACUGCUUUUAUCCUUAUUCACAUGUCUAGCAAAGAUGAGCAUAACAAAAGGUAGCCAAAAAGCUUGAGAGAUAGAAACUUUUUGUUUAAUCCACUGUAUAUUUGAUGGUUGUUCUGCUAGAAUUUUAUUUUAUUAUUGUUUUUGGGGGUUUUUUGGUCGUUGUUUUUUUUUGGGGGGGGGGGGGGGGGGGCGUGUCGGGUCAAAGUAACACUGAAAUAACAUGCAGAAAUCUCUGUCUGUGCCCCUAAAUAAUAGAAGAAGUUGUCAUACUAUGGUUAUGUUCUGGCUGAUUGUUUUAGAAUGUGUAGUCUGUCCCUAUGAAGAUUCAUGCCAGAUUUGGACAGAUAAUCACAGAUAUAAAGAUGUCUUAUUGUACUAUCUACUUGUGUUCUGUGUGUGGUUUUUUUUUUGUUUGUUUUUUUUUAAGGUUCAUGGCCAGGGCUACAGCAUUAUUCAGGUCUGAUAUGCCAUCACCGUUAUCUGUUUAUAUUGAGAACAUGUUAUCAUCUAAUUUAAAUGAGACAUGAUAUGAUGUAGCCCAAGCCUAUCCUUUCAAGAAAACACAGUAACAAAGCAUCUCAAAGUAGGCAUUCAGAACAAACCCCCCCCCCCCCCCCCCCCCCACCCCAUGGAGACUGUCUGCUCAGGUGAUCAUGGAUCACACCAAGGAGACAAUUAGCUCAAAUGAUUGAAAGAAUCACAGUCUAGUUUAACCAUUAAAAUCAUUUUUUUGUUGUUGUUUUUGUUUUCAAAUAAUGGAGUGUAUUCCUUGGAUUGACUUAAAAUAACUGAAAAUAAAGACUGAAUAUUUUGAUAACAAACCAUCUUCUAAACAAUGGCAUCCUUUAUUUAAUGUAAGGGUUAUACUAUAUUUGCAGUUGAAUGCUAUAUUCUUUGCCUGGGUGGUAAUGCAGCAAGUGUCUUCUGUAAAUAAUAAUAUGCCUGUGGAGUUCAUUGUAUUUAUAGUCCAGAAGUGUGUACAUCAGAUAUGGGAAAAAGACUCCUGCAGUUUGCUUUAGACAAGGGGUUAUUAUUUUUUUAUGUAGUGGUUCUCUUGAGCUUACAUUUAUUGGGGGGGUGGGGGUCGAAUUCUAAUGUGUAGUGAUAUUCACAACCCAGAAGUUACUCUCGCUUUCAGCUAAGAGUGAAAGAGGAUGGUAGAGAAAGUUUUGGUUUCAUUAACAAAAUCAUCACAAAAAGGGGGGGAAAAAGUGGUUGAUAAAAUCAGUCUAAUUUUUAUAAAGUUUUUGAUACAGCCUCAAAUUGUUUUAUUAAUAACAAUAAAUGAAUAGUGUUUUGCGAUUUGUAAAAGUUUAACAUUAGCGAUUCAUUCAUAGCACAUUUGUCCUCACAGGUCUCUUGGGUAACUUUUUUUAUUUUAUUUUAUUUUUUUUUUAAGUAAGUUAUUUCUUGGGGCUGCUAAUGGAGGGGGCGGGUUUAACAAAUCCUAAAAUGUAAAAAUAAAUCAUUGAACCUAUGUAAGCAUUGUUUCAUCAUGUGUUUUGUCAUGACUGUUUUUAUUUUAUUUUAGAUUAUUUUCUGCUUCAUACCUCUUGUUUGGUUCAGGGUUUCCUUUUAAAGUGACCCUUUGCAAUAAAGUAAGGUCUGGAAGAGUUAUGACAGAUGUGUUCAGAUGAGCAAUGUGUAAAGACUUUUUGGGGACUUUAUAAUGUACCCCAGUGAAGUCUUAGUAGAUGGCCCCUCAUUUGUGUGACCCAGUUAUUUUGAUGUGUGCGCUAUUUCAGAUCUGAAGAGUUAACAACACAUUAUAUGUAGCCUAGAUUUAUUUUUAUGAAUGUGCUUUUGUUGUAAUCAAUUUUCAAAUGCUUCCAUUUACCCUAAAAUUGCUUCAUAUGUUAAAAUACACUGAGAGUUGUUUUUGAUUCGUGUCUGUCAGCAGUUUGUGACAUUUUAAUAUUAAUUAGCUGGUUAAUGUGUCCUUCCUGCUAAGAUACACCGGUACGGCCUACAAAGCUACUGCAAUGGGAUGGAUUCUAUUAAGCACCUUUUUUGCUUUAAUCAAUAAAAUAUAUUUGGCAUAUUUGUUUCAGUUCAAUGUUUUUACUUUAAUACAUGCAGUCAUGAAAAAUUAUGUAUGUAUCUUGUAAGAAUUUGCCAUCUACCUCCUUGGGCAGCAAUGGUAAAAUACUCACUGGCUCAAGAGUUUAAGCGAAACAUUUAAGCAUUAAUCAGGAAUUAGAUGUACUGCUUUUUGAGAUUCAUAGUGUAGUGAUUUGUUUUCUUUUUGCCUAUAUGCAACCUUUUAAAAUGUUUUGUUUAAUACACAACACUACAUCAAUAGUGUGAUUUCACAGAUGAAUCUGAUAUACUCGAGCUCUCAGUCCACUCUAAAGAACAUAACCUGACUGGGUAAAUGCUUUUAGAUAUAAAACCAAAGAUGCAAAAUGUGAAAUGGCUGUCACUAGCUAACAUUUUGCCUUUACUUGCUACUCAAGAUGUCCUUUGGUUUUGAAUUAUUAUUAUUAUUAUUAUUAUUAUUAUUAUUAUUUUUAUUUAAUUUCUUACACUUUUGGUCUUUUCACUGUGUUAUAUACAGAUAGCACAAGCGGAAUAAAACUAACACAUAUGCUCAAUUUUUAAGCCUUGUUUACCGUAACAGAAACAUCUACGAUGUCAAAGGUAUUUAGAAUAAUGUACUCAAUUGUUGUCACCAUGCAGAAAGCAUAUGUUUGUAUGUUUUUCAGCACUCAUGACUGUGUAUGGCACAGCAUGUUUUAUCAGCUGACUACUGACAUCAUGUUUGUCUUUUAUUUUAUCCUAAAAUGGCCAGAAAGGAAUGGUAAUACAGUUAUGAUUACUGAUGACAGAGGUCCUAAUAAUAACACAAGGAUAAUGUUUUAAUCUGUAUAUGUGUUGUAUUCAGGGGGAAAGGCUAGUAUUACAUUUGUUUUCCCUGCUUCUCAUCUUACUUUUUGCCCCAGUUUUUUUUUGUUUGUUUGUUUGGGGUUUUUUUUUGUGUGUGUGUUUCACGCAGGACUCUACUGUAAGGCUCAUUUAGGCUUGCUCUACGAUGGGUUAACUUAAUUUUAACACCUGAGCUGCGUAGGAGGAUUGAUCGUGGUAACUAACUAAGCACCAGGGACAGUGGAGAACAAUGAUGAAGUAGAAAGCAGAAGCAGGGAAAUUGUUCACACUUUGUGAAGCUUGACAAUUACAGUUAAUUACUGCAUCUUACAAUCUAGA